Arachis ipaensis is the source of this 1666-nucleotide messenger RNA. RefSeq lists its product as uncharacterized. The record is from RefSeq and is a predicted model, not a curated record. NCBI's taxonomy places the organism in Eukaryota, Viridiplantae, Streptophyta, Magnoliopsida, Fabales, Fabaceae.
UACAUAUUAAUUGUUAUUACUUCGUUUUAAUCUGAAUGCAGUUGGAAAAGAUGCAUCGGGUAGGUCGUUUCACGAAGAAAGCCCGUGUAGACACAGCAUGUCAGCAGCCUCAAGUGGGAGGUCAUGUGGCUUCAACUUCGCAGAGAGCAGACUACCCAAUUCCGCCGCCCAGUGGCAGUAGUGCCCCCAUAUCCUCGUCUUUACGCCCCUUUCGUCCGCCCCGAACCGAACCACUGCCUGCUCCACAGGCUUCCAUGAAUGAUGUUCAAAACUCGGAGCCGGACGCCGAAGAGGUAGACCCAGAGGCAGAUGAGGUAGAUUCUUUUGACCAAUAUGUGGAUAACUUUUUUGCUGCACAGGAUGCUCAGAAGCGCAAGGGACGUAAGAACACAGAAUUUUGGGAUGUUAAAACAAUUGAAUCCGAUGGCACAAUCAAACAUGUCAAACUGAGUGUGAAGGAAGCUAUGAAGCCACCUAACGGAAGAAAGGUCGUACUCAGGUUUAACAGUGCACUGCAACUAGUUGGGGAUGAAGCAGGUCUACUGAGCGGCGUUAUGAGACUGCUAGGAUCUGACUACACCAAAUUCUCAAUCUGCGAGAGGGACUGGAGAAAGGUUCGCACCAGGGACAAGGUCUAUAAUGAAAUAGUAAAGGAAAUGUUCCAUUUUAAAGAAGAUAGUAGAGGAAUUAUAAAGCGUAUAAUAUUCAAAAUGCUAGAAAGGUCUUGGAAGGAAACGAGGAAUAGAUUAUACCAUCACUGCUAUGACCCCGAACUUUCACUUGCAGAAAAUAUUGAAAACCGCCAAGAUGGAAUUACUGUGGACCAUUGGAGAAAGUUUUUCGAUUAUCGCAAUAGCGAAGAGACACAGGAGAAGUGUAAGAAAAAUGCCGAGAAUCGAUCAAAGCAGCUUUACACCCACACCGGCAGAUCAAAAAGCUUGGCAAGGCUCGGAGAAGAAGAGGCAAUCUAAUUUUGGGAAUGUUUUUGAACUAUCUGUUCCUCUACCUUAUUCACUUUAUCAUCAUUAUUGGUACAGUCGGAACGACAAGGGAGGAUAGUUAGUAGAGGAGAGUUGUAUCUCUUAACGCACAAAAGAACUAAUGGCUCCUAUAUCCAUGAUGCAGCUCGCGCUAUUGGAGAAAGAAAGAAUUGAGGCUAUUGAGCAAGGCGAUGAAUCUUCUAGACUGUUAUCUCAGAAUGAUUCGCUUGCUCAAGCUCUCGGAAAAGAGCGCCCGGGUAGAGUGCGUGGCAUGGGGUUGGGACCGACUUCUAGUUAAGUCUUCGGUAUGAAUUUCCAUCAGCCGAGCAACGGUUUUGAAAGGGAGGUGACCCAAAGGGUGCUGCUUGAACUACAAGCAGAGUUGGCAGCAGAGAAAUUGAAAAGGAAGGCAGUGGAGGAUGAAGUAGCAGCUGGGAAGGUCAGGAUGCAGGCAAUGGAGAGUGCUUUGUUAUGUCUACUUCAAGGGCAAGGUAGGAAGCUGCCAUCAGACGUCGCCACAUGGAUGAGUGCGUUGGAGGGACAGAAUAGAAAGUAGAUCUUAGGAUUGUGGAACCUUUUCUUCUUUCAGAUAUACACUUUUAUUUUGUUGAUUAUGCAACUCUUAGUAAGGAGUACACUUUGUUGAUAUUCGGAUAAUUAUAUUAAUUAAAUUAAUGGUUUUGCUA